UUAUAGCACAGCUACUAGCUACUAGCAAAAAUUCUAUUUAUGUUAAAUUUAAGGUAAAUAUUAAUGCAUCACUACUCAGCUUUUGCUUAUUAAUUAUAUAACUAUUUGUGUUUGAUUCCAAAGGCAAUAAAUCUUGGCAAUAAUAGCUUCCAAAUGUCAGCUGUCAACAACGCCAUCUUUGUCUGUCAAGAUUGUCAAUGUCAACACUCAACAAUGUCAAACUAAAAUUUGGCUUCGUGUCGUCAAUAAACCAUUCCUGCCUGUUUUUCGGUUUUUAGUUUAUUCCUCUGUAAAUCGACAUAAUGUCGUUAAGUCUUCUUUUAGAGAAAUACGAUGUUUCUAGUGAAGAAGGUUUAAAAAAAGCGCUUCAUGAAAUCGAACAGGAAGAAACGGAGGUAGAUGAAGCACUUUCCAAUGUCUUAUCAAAGGCGUGCUCGUUGGAAGGGCGGCUGCGGACCGCAAGCCAAGCGUAUGCUAAGCUUGGUGAGGUGAAAGCAGAUACACAGAUUGCGGCAGAUAUGGUAGACAAGACGGCAAUGUUGGCUAGAGACGUCAGCGCAAAAGUACGUCAGCUGGACUUAGCUAGGUCCCGAGUCGCAGAGUGUCAGCGGCGUGUCAAUGACCUCAUAGAUCUGCAAGUGUGCAGUGCAGGAGUUGAGGCGGCCAUUAAAGCACAUGAUUAUGAAACAGGCGCGGCACACGUGGCUCGCUUCCUGAGCAUGGACCCCGGGUCGGUGGCGGCGGCGCGCGCGCGCGGCGAGCUCGACCCGCGCGCCGCCAUGGCCGCCGCGCAGGCCACGCUGCGCGACCAGCUUGUACGCAAGUUUGAAGAAGCGGCGCGCAAGGAUGAUGAAGCGGCUGUGGAGCGGCUCUUUAAGUUGUUCCCGCAGAUCGGCCGAGCUGACGAGGGCGUUGACCUUCUAGCCAAAUAUCUCGCUAAUAAGACGGAGUCCGCAAUCCGUCGUGCUUGCGCCGUAUCGGACCCGACGUCCGACGCGGCAGUGUUCGCGGACGCAUUUACGCGAUUACUGGAAGCAGGAGGGCGCAGCGUGGAGCGCGCGCGCUUACUUGCAGCUUCACGUGCUCCCGGGCGGCUGCCGCGAGCGCUGGCAACAAUACAACCAGUGGUAAUACGGUUGUUUCCAAUUUAUCGAAACGCUUGUAUUACGUUCUAUAUUAACUAAAAUUCAACUUUUAUACUAAAAACGGCUUUAAAUAUGUUAAUUUAACAAAAUAUAUUUUGACAGAUGCUUUCGCGCCCAAAACGCUCUUUGAAAAUUGUGUGACGUCACAGUUUACGGUUUGACACAUAACU
This is a messenger RNA of Cydia pomonella (codling moth), 1315 nucleotides long. RefSeq names its product conserved oligomeric Golgi complex subunit 4 (gene Cog4). Bases 303 to 1184 code for a protein of 293 amino acids. Lineage: Eukaryota; Metazoa; Arthropoda; Insecta; Lepidoptera; Tortricidae. The transcript has 6 exons. The record is from RefSeq and is a predicted model, not a curated record.